CUUUUCAUGAUCAAGAUAAAGCCUAUAACCUUUCCAUCCAUCUCCCUUCUUAUCAUACUCUCUAUAUACUACCUUACACUCAUCCCCUUCACUUAGACUCUUGUCUCCUAUCAAAACACAAUUGAUCCUCCAACCAUCUUCAAAAAAAAAAGAAGAAAAAGAUUUCAGAAAAUCCUUUUUCCCAAUUGGAAACUUUCAAAGAAAAAAAAUCUCCAAAUUUUCUGACAUGGGAAGACCACCUUGUUGUGAAAAAAUUGGUGUGAAAAAAGGUCCAUGGACUCCUGAAGAAGAUAUCAUCCUUGUUUCUUACAUUCAAGAACAUGGCCCUGGAAACUGGAGAGCUGUUCCUUCUAACACAGGAUUGCUCCGGUGCAGCAAGAGCUGCCGUCUCCGGUGGACGAACUAUCUCCGGCCGGGAAUCAAGCGCGGUAAUUUCAACGAGCACGAAGAGAAAAUGAUCAUCCACCUCCAAGCCCUUCUCGGCAACCGAUGGGCGGCUAUAGCCUCGUAUCUACCGCAGAGAACAGACAACGACAUCAAGAACUACUGGAACACGCAUCUCAGGAAGAAGCUCGGGAUCCAAGGGCACGAUCACGACGGUAAAGAAAAUGGCGGCCCCACCGCGGAUUCGGUUUCGAAGGGAAAGUGGGAGAGGAGGCUCCAAACAGAUAUUCACAUGGCCAAACAGGCCUUAUGCGAGGCUCUCUCUCUACACAAAUCCGACACCACCUCCCUCUUCCCGGCGCCUGCGCCGCCUGCGCCGUCUACCUACGCUUCGAGCGCCGAAAACAUCGCUCGGUUGCUCCAAAAUUGGAUGAAAAAGAGCCCUAAAACGGCGGGUUCGUGCGACAGCAGCGAUCAGAACGCCUCGGUCGGGCUCAGCUCGAGCCCGAGCGAGGGGGCGACCUUCGCCGGCCGCGGCGGCUUCAAUUGCUCGAAUUCAGACAUCUCGGUGGAGACGGAAAUGCCCUUCGGCUUGCUGGAGAAGUGGCUGUUUGAUGACACGGCGGCGCAGGGCCAGGAUGGUAAUUUCAUGGAGAUGGCCUUGAGUGAAACUGCUGAUUUGUUUUGAGGAAAAAUUAUAGAUAUGUGCACUAAGCUUCAAAACAACUCAGCAGUUUUUCAUAAGGUGUUAUUAGUAAUUAUGAUAUCUACUUUGGGCGGAUUUUAAUUUGUAGUGUCAGUUUCAAACUCUUUGUGAUAUGUCAGGAAAAAAGAGCUAAAAAGUGUAAAUUAUAGUAUUGUACUGUAGUUUCAUAGUCAUCUAGGAAUAAGCUCCCCAUCUCUCUUCCUCACUUUUAUUGUGGAGCAAAAAGUGUUUGUACAGUGUGCAUCAUCUGGUGUACAUUCCUGAUAUAUGAGAAUUAGAGUUCUAACUUCUUAGAGUAUCCACAAUGGCGCCCGUCUCGGCGGACGUCCGGCCGGCGUGCCAGAGUUCCAAGCGGGACG
Molecule: messenger RNA, 1449 nt
Organism: Salvia splendens (bonfire salvia)
Lineage: Eukaryota; Viridiplantae; Streptophyta; Magnoliopsida; Lamiales; Lamiaceae
Product: myb-related protein 306
Exons: 3
Coding region: 227-1072 (281 amino acids)
Biological process (GO): response to auxin
Source: RefSeq, a predicted model, not a curated record